This is a messenger RNA of Pezoporus flaviventris, 1946 nucleotides long. RefSeq names its product caveolin 2 (gene CAV2). Gene Ontology annotation, molecular function: molecular adaptor activity; protein kinase binding. Gene Ontology annotation, biological process: negative regulation of endothelial cell proliferation; insulin receptor signaling pathway; positive regulation of MAPK cascade. NCBI's taxonomy places the organism in Eukaryota, Metazoa, Chordata, Aves, Psittaciformes, Psittacidae. The record is from RefSeq and is a predicted model, not a curated record. The coding region runs from base 63 to 551 and encodes 162 amino acids. The transcript is spliced from 3 exons. Gene Ontology annotation, cellular component: cytoplasmic vesicle; caveola; perinuclear region of cytoplasm.
CCGCGGCAACGGCCGGGGCAGGGCAGGGCCGGGCCGGGAGCCACGGAGCGGCGGGCAGCGCCAUGGGGCUAGAGACGGAGAAGGUGGACACCCGCAUCUUCAUGGACGACGACAACUUCCCGCGCAGCGGCGGCCCCGCGCUGUCGGAGGCGGAGAAGGGCGCGGAGGACGAGCUGGACCGCGACCCCCAUGGGAUGAACGCCCACCUCCAGCUGGGCUUCGAGGACGUGAUCGCGGAGCCAGAGCUAACGCACUCCUUCGACAAAGUCUGGAUCUGCAGCCACGCUCUCUUUGAGCUCAGCAAGUACGUGAUCUACAAGCUCCUGACCCUGGUCCUUGCCAUACCCCUGGCCCUGGUUGUGGGGAUCGUCUUUGCGGCGCUCAGCUGCCUGCACAUCUGGAUUGUGGUGCCUUUCGUGAAAACGUGUCUCAUGCUCUUGCCUUCAAUGCAAACCAUAUGGAAGAGCCUGACAGAUGUUUUCAUCAGACCAUUCUUUCAAAGUUUAGGCCGAUGCUUUGCCAUGGUUAAUAUACGCCUGGACCAAGAGUAAACAUCAGGGGUGCAACAGCGCUGUAAUUGUAGCUGGUUUUAUACCUCUUUGCUAACCUAACAUACAAGCACUUACCAUUCAUUCCAAACUGAUAAAUUAUAAUGGCUGGUUUAAGCGGGAACAUGCUAUUUUUCCUAAAACUCAUUUAUUAUCAGGGAGAUCAGUUUAAGAAUAAGUAGGCAGUUUUCAUAACUCACUAUUUUAACAACAGAGCAAUCAUGGAGUAUGUUGGCAACACUUUAUUUUAAUGGUACGUUAGUUGCUAGAUGACAGGAGAAUUCUUGUGAAGGUUUAACAGCCACCACAGUGAUAAUGAUUUGCAUUAUUACUAUAAAAACUUCAUUGAGUAGGCUGUGGUACCUUAGGCAGAAGUGAUCUCUGAGGGUUCACACUGACUUCAGUGCAGUUCUGCCACUCACUGUGCAGAAUGAUAAACCCAGUCCUUUAUUGUCAGCAGUUAAAAUGAUCAUGAUUCAUUGCAUAAACAUACAGGAAGAGGAACUGUUGUAUAAUUCUCCUAUACCAGAGGGAAGAGCUCCCUAGAAGUUUAUCCUUUAAAAUAAGGUGUUAGCUAAUGAUUUGGGGCAUCAGCUAAUCUGUAUAUUUAUUUUAUGAGAAGUUAACUUGCUGUAUAUUUUGUACCUUUGUAAAUGGCACUUGAUAGUUUUCUUUAAAACACUAUUUCUAUAGUAUUUUAAUUCUAACCAACUUAUUAGGAAGCAGGAGUGAGACACUGCAAAAAAUUACUUUAGAUAACUAAAAUUUCUGUUUCUAAAUUAUGUAGAUUUUUAAGUGCUGCCGUGCAAUUCUAGUGUAAUUAUUAUAUAUGAUUGUGUGUAAAAGCAAAGAUUAUAAGUGUUUUCAUACAAGACCUUGCAAAAGAGUUGGAAAUAUCUGUUUAUGAGAAAUGUUUUUUUAUUAAAAAUGGGGUGUAGUAAAUGCAACCCUGCCUAUUUCUGUGUAUUAUCUGUGUGAACAUUGUGAUAUUUAAAAUUAAAGACACUAUGCUAGCACUUUAACUAAGUAGCAAGCUCUUGUAGAAGGCAAGUGAGUGUAAUUGGUAUCCUUGUCUAAUUCUCCUCACCUAUUGACUUGAUUCCGCAUGUUACUUAUUUACUCCUUCAAAGCCUAACCGCUAAAAAAAGCCCUUCUUCCUUCUGCACUUAAUAUGACUUUGUAAACCAGAAUAACAGAAUGUAUGCAGAGGUACAUGAAAAUUACAUUAGCCUUCUGAUGGGCUUAGGCUGCUGUUUUCUUUAAAUACAGAUGGUAAGUUGCAAUUGUAAAAUGUUUGUAUGAUUCAGAAUGUUAUUUCCUAAAAUGAUGUCACAGAUUUCAUAUCAAAAAAGAACUAUAUAAUAAAAUAAUAAAAAGUCAGCUUUUUCCCAUUUAAAA